Molecule: messenger RNA, 1698 nt
Organism: Schistosoma haematobium
Lineage: Eukaryota; Metazoa; Platyhelminthes; Trematoda; Strigeidida; Schistosomatidae
Product: Myosin regulatory light polypeptide 9
Exons: 3
Coding region: 1-528 (175 amino acids)
Cellular component (GO): cytoplasm; myosin II complex
Molecular function (GO): calcium ion binding; myosin heavy chain binding
Source: RefSeq, a predicted model, not a curated record
AUGGCCUGUACGAAAACUAAGCGUAGAGCUCGUACUCGCACUCAGCGGUUCACUUCGAAUGUUUUUUCCAUGUUUAAUGAAGCUCAAAUCAGCGAAUUCAAGGAAGCGUUCCUAAUGAUUGAUUCAACUAAAGAUGGUGUCAUUGAUAAGCAUGACUUAGAAGAUAUUUUCAUCUCCUUGGGAAAAUCGCCAAACGACGAGUACUUAAACGAUAUGCUUUCACAAGCACCCGGUCAAAUAAAUUUCACAAUGUUUUUAACAUUAUUUGGUGAGAAAAUGAUGGGGUGUGAUCCGGAAGAAACGAUUUUAAAUGCUUUUGCUUGUUUUGAUCCUGAGGGGACAGGUGUAAUAAGUGAGAAACGUUUACGUGAAUUAAUGACUACAAUGGGGGAUAGAUGGUCUAAUGAGAAAGUUGAUGAAUUAUUCCAUGGUGCACCGAUUCAAGAUGGGAAUUUCGAUUAUAAAGAAUUUACACGAAUGAUUAUGCAUGGUCAAGAAGAAGAAGAAGGUCAAACAAACCAAACAUAAUUUUAUUAUCAACUGAUCUUUUAUAUAGUUGACAGCAAAUUGAAUUUUAUACUCAUCACACUUUCUAACUUUUCAAAAUAUAUACACACGUAUACAUUCAUUUUUGCUAAUCUGUUGUAUUUCUUUUUUUUUACAUUCCAUUUCUACUCUACUCAUUGCUUGCUACUAUUUGUGCCUUAACGCAAAGCACCAAGAAAUAUAUCUUUGAAUGCAUAAAAGCUUUUCUUUUAAAUGAAUUACAUAACCUUAGGUUAUUUUACAGAUUACCUUUUAAUGUGAACGCAAGUACUUUUGUCGCCUUCAAUAAGUCAAAGUUUUGAUGUCAUCGUUCAAUUUCGAAAUUUAUUUUUCAUGUCAUAUUUCAGGAUAGAUACGAAAAGCAUUGAUAGUCAAUAAAUUCCUCAUUCAUCAAGUCAAAUCAUUUUCGAUAUCUUAGCUCAAAAAAUUGAGAUUUGUGAUUAGGCUGUUGAAAGUUUAACUCGUCUCUGGGGAGGAAACCACUAGGGGAAUAUCAGUUAGUUAAUACGAUUGCGCCUUCUUGCGCACUGGUUUUCUCAAAAUUUAAUGUUGACUGGAGCGAGAUACUAGUAGAAGGGUUUCGAUUGAUAUGUAUUUUAGAUGUGAUUCAAAUUAGUAGGAUCUCAAAUUACUGAUCUGCACACCUACAGGUCUGAUGCCGAUGUUCAUGAGAUGUUAGAGAUAGUUUACGCUUCAUCGAAUUUCUUUCUAAGUUGGGAAAUAUGUUGAUUAUGUCUUCCUCGGGUAUAAUUCAUUGUUUUGUAUCAAGAAUAUCAGUGACAAAUCUCGUAAAUACUGUGGAGCUGCUCAUACUCGAAGUAAGAAAGUCGAUGUCCGGUCUGCAGAAUAAUUCAUCAAUUCCGAAUAUGUAGAGUACUGAGAAAAUAGCUCGACGUAAAUACGGUACUAUGUUCUUAAAAUUCGACAAUUUCAUGUUGCAUCGAAUAAUAUGUGGUUCACUUCAGAAAGGCAUGUCUUGAAACAGUUUAUAGUAGUGAGUCAUGAGCGAUGUAAAACCUUGCUUAUAUAUGCAUCGACUCAAAAUACUACAUUAUAACACCAAAUCGAAAUAAAAUUAUUUUUGUCAAUCUGAGAUUAGUAGUAGAAAAGAUUAGGCAUGAAUAUAGAAGGGAUGAGUUUGAUGAAUAGGAA